Molecule: messenger RNA, 1413 nt
Organism: Cavenderia fasciculata
Lineage: Eukaryota; Evosea; Eumycetozoa; Acytosteliales; Cavenderiaceae
Exons: 4
Coding region: 1-1413 (470 amino acids)
Molecular function (GO): protein binding
Source: RefSeq, a predicted model, not a curated record
AUGAUAACUACAUUUAAUAGUGUAUUCAAGAUACUGUAUAUAAGACAAUCUAUAUUCAAUCAUGUUGAAAAGAUAUCACAACAACAACAACAACAACAACAAACUACGGGUUCUAAAAGACAUCUAAAAGGAAGAGAUAUUGCAAAGUUACCAUUUCUUGGUAUGAUAACAGAUUAUGGUAUGCCAUGGUACUUUAUCAAACAUUAUCUACCACCAUCUGACACUUUAUUGUUCAAGAGAAGGGCAUAUACAAUCACUCGAUACUGUGCACAUCGUAAUGCAACAUUGGAUAUACUCAUUCAUCUAUUAGAAUGGUGUCCCAAUUACGAUCCACAACAAGACAAGAUCUGUUAUACUCGACUAGCUGAAAACAUUGCAGCUACUGGAAACAAAGAUAUUUUAGAGUAUAUCAUUAAUAGAUAUCCAAAUAUCAAUUUAAAUAAUGUAAAUCAAAGAGCUAUUACAGGUGGUCAUGUUUCUAUUUUGGAACUUUUAACAAGUCUUGGUAAAGAUGGAGGUGACUUUACAAGUGAUUCAUUACAUCGUGCAAUUGAAUAUGGAUAUCUAAAUGCUGUCAUAUACUUGCAUGAUAGAACUAAAGAGAAAUCAAACAACUCACCACCAAUCUUUGGUAAUUGGGCUAUGGGUGUUGCUGCUAGAAAUGGUCAUUUGGAUAUUGUAAAGUUUCUUCAUUAUAAUAGAACUGAAGGAUGUGUUGUUGAUGGUUUGUCACUCGCCGCUAGAGGUGGACACUUGGAUAUUGUAAAGUUUUUAUUAUUAAAUAGAAGUGAUGUUUCUAAAUAUGAUGUAUUAACUUCUGCUGCUAGAUCUGGAAACCUAGAGUUGGUAAAGUUUCUACAUGAAUAUAAUCAAUUUCAAUUUAAUUGUAAUACAGAGGCUAUGGAUAUUGCGGCGGCGUCUGGACACUUUUCAGUGGUAGAAUGGUUACAUUUUAAUCGUACUGAAGGAUGUACAACCAGAGCAAUGGAUCAAUCUCCCUGCUUUGAAAUUACCCAAUUCCUUCAUUUAAAUCGAACAGAAGGUUGUACAACAAAAGCUUUAAAUAAUGCCUCUAUCCUUGGUUAUGUAGAUACUACAAAUUUUCUAUUAAAUAAUCGAACUGAAGGAUGCACAAUAGAUGCUUUAGAGAGAACUGCAUUUGCUACCAAUAUUGUAGAUAUUAUAACCUAUCUCCAUGCCAAUGACACACACUUUUCACCGAGAUAUGUAUACUAUACAAUUGCAUGGGGGAGACUUGAUGCUAUCCCAUUCUUUUUAGAACAUUAUAUACAUUCUCCCAUAUGGGAUGAAGCAUUGGAUAUGGCUGCAGAGUUUGGUUAUUUUGACAUUGUAAAGGUACCAACCAACCCAUCCAUCUAUUCACUCAUCAAUCAAAUGAAACCAAGAUAUUAA